CUUUUGGAUUUGCAUCAUUCUUGCGGAAGGAUUUUGGAGAGUCAUUGCUAGCUCGUGAAUCGCUGUUUGCGUUCCUCAAUCGUGCUGUACAACCAAAAGUCGGCAAGAUGAGUAUUAUGUCCUACAACGGAGGCGUCGUGGUCGCCAUGAAGGGCAAAGAAUGCGUCGCCAUCGCAGCCGACCGGCGCCUGGGUGCGCGCGGCCACACCAUUGCGCUGGACUUCGAACGCAUCUUCGAGAUGGGCCCGAAGCUCUACUGCGGCCUGCCGGGCCUUGCCACGGACACGCAGACGGUGGCACAGAGGCUCAAGUUCCGCAUAAACCUGUACGAGUUGCGCGAGGGUCGCUCUAUAACUCCCAAGACGCUCGGCUCGGUCAUCUCCAACCUGCUGUAUGAGCGCCGCUUCGGUCCGUACUUCGUGCAGCCCAUAGUGGCCGGCUUGGACCCCGUGACAAAUGAGCCCUACAUCUGCGUGAUGGACCUGAUCGGCUGCAUCGACGAGCCGACCGACUUCGUGGUCUCGGGUACGUGCGAGGAGCAGUGCUACGGCAUGUGCGAGACGCUCUGGGAACCCGACAUGGGGCCUGACGAACUGUUCGAGGCGACCGCGCAGGCACUCAUGAAUGCCUUCGACAGAGACUCCGCCUCGGGUUGGGGUGGCGUUGUGCACAUCAUCGAGAAGGAUAAGGUCACCACCAAGUACCUCAAGACCAGGAUGGACUGAAAAGAACAUUGGUGUCUGCGCGUCAGAAACCUGUAACUCCAUCCAUUGUGUAGGGAAUAAAUGCACGCCCUUUUCUUCUUUUUUUUCUAUA
Molecule: messenger RNA, 816 nt
Organism: Rhipicephalus microplus (southern cattle tick)
Lineage: Eukaryota; Metazoa; Arthropoda; Arachnida; Ixodida; Ixodidae
Product: proteasome subunit beta type-3
Biological process (GO): proteasome-mediated ubiquitin-dependent protein catabolic process
Cellular component (GO): proteasome core complex, beta-subunit complex; proteasome core complex; cytoplasm
Source: RefSeq, a predicted model, not a curated record